AAAAAGGUUAAUACAAUACACCAUAAUAUAAUACGGAUAUAAAAAAACCCGUACUAGAAAGGGAUAUAUGUUUCUAAUUAAAGGCGUAUUAUAUAUACACUUAAAUCUGGGGAGGCUUGUCUACAGUAGCUUUUCCAUUCACCUUCCGCCAUCUGCUGCUUCUUCGACCCUUCCGAGUGUCUCCCACCGCCGUCGACUUCCAAUCAAAGACGACCAUUCUUCCCCAGCACCAUCUAUCUUCCAAAUUACUAGAUUAACCUAACCGUCUUUGUUCUUUACAGUUCAGAGCCAAAACCCUGUCACCACCACCGCCCUAUACGUUGUUGCUCUCCGAUUAUAGGAUAUCUUUCCAACUACGAAGCCUCCACAAACGCAACCGCGACUCCAUUAUCGUCUACUUCUUCCCAACGCCCAUUCUUUGGUUAAGCCCUAAAUACAUUCCACCGCUUACUGCUUCGUCUUCCUCCUCAAUCAAAUUGAGAGCCGCUGGUGUCGUAGAAAGACAAUCCUCCACCGCCUGUGUCAUCAAACUCAGAGCCGCCAGUGUCGUAGAAAGAGAAUCCACCACUGCCAUGUCGCCACCUUUAAAGGCUUCCGGUUCGUCUUCGUCGCCAAUUCGAAAUCGUGUUCUUAGGCCACUCGAAAGGCACUCAUUGUCGAUGAAAUCAAAAUGUGAAAUCAUGUUCUUAGGUCACUGGAAAAGCACUCAAGCUCGAUGAAAUCAUCAAUUACGUUCAGUCACUACAAGGUCAAGUUGAGAUAUUUGAGAAGCUUUUUUUCACCUUUCUACUUUGAAUAUCAUUCGCCUUAAGCCGCCUCCGACUCCGACUCCGUCGAUCACCUCACUCACGAGUCACGUCCCUCCAGCAAGUUUCGUCUUCGUCUACAUGUGUUCUGCAACUCAAUCCAACUUAUUUGUAACCAAUCUUUAAUUUCGUUAAGAUUGGUUUACUUUUCUGCUGAAUUGCAGUUGCUUCCAAUUUCCAUCAAUGGCAUCUCAAGCCGACUCAUCUCUGCAAGCCAUCUGUUAUCACCGUGGCUCACUUUAACUACUUGAUCAGAGAAAACUUCCUCUUGAUACGAUCUAUUUGGAGAUUCGAGAUGCUGCUGAAGUGUAGUGUUUCCUCAGAACUUUUUCCUGAUUUGUUCUACUGUUUCACAGUUGUCCAACAGCUGUGAAUCUUUCAGAUGCUGCAACUAAACUUACAGAGAUUGUAACGAACUCUGCUGCAACUGCUACAGAUGUUAAUCAAGCGUUCCUUGCAAUUCCUCUCUCUCCUUGUAAUUCAUAUCAUGUAUUCAUGUUUGAUUUAGUUGCUUUUUGUUCUUUGCUUUUUCAGGCUUACAUUGAAGUUGCUGAAGUAAUGUUGGAAGAUGAUGUUGCUUCCAAUAAAGCAAUCGGGUCAUAUGGAUCUUCUUUCAUUCAAAUUCAACAAAAGGAAUCUAAGAAAUUUCCUGUUUUGACACAUUGUAAUACUGCCAGUCUUGCAACAGCUGAAUUUGGAACUGCUCUUGGAGUAAUCCGUGCACUACAUGAUGAUAGAGUACUAGGAAGAGCUUAUUGUACAGAAACCCGUCCAUUUAACCAAGGAUCAAGAUUGACAGCUUAUAAAUUAGUUCAUGACAAAAUACCCGCGACUCUUAUAGGAGAUUAUGCAGCUGCUGCUUUAAUGAAAACUAGAUCUAUCCAUGCUAUCAUUGUUGGAGCUGAUCGUGUUACUGCUAAUGGUGUUAAAGAGAAGUUAAAGAAACAGAUUAAAGAAGUGGAACUUGCACAAUCGAAAGAAGUGUCAUUACACUGGUAUGGCAUGGCAGAGAGUGUUCAAGUUAUUGGUGGAAUCUAUGUGUCCUUCAGCCACUUGGGUGAGAUAAGGACAUUUGGCAUGUUACAUUCAAGAUUUAAAUGGGUUACUUCAGCUCUCUGCGAACACCUUGUGCCAAUGCAAAAAAGAGGAGCCUAAAAGAUAUCAUGGAGAUUAUCGCACAAGAUGUUAUGAAUGAUGGUCACAAGUGGUGAGGCUUUGUUUGCUUUUGACUAUCAAGAAUCUGCAAUUAAUGUGCCUAGAAAUUUGAAGUAUCACCUUAUAUAUGAGAAUAUCAAAUCCCCCAACUGUCGGUAACAUGGUCUCAUAUAGGUUAGUAAUUUUCCAACUAUUCACUUAUUUCAUUCAUCAUUGUCCUUAAGAUUAGAUUUUGUUGGUUGUGUAAACAGGACAGUGUUUUGACUCCAUAUGUUCUCUAUUCAUAAGAAGGAAAAUAAAGAUGAAAUUUCAAUUAUAUUUUACCUCUAGAAGUUAGAAAAUAUAUCCAGGUGUCUAUUGAUAUUA
This is a messenger RNA of Lactuca sativa (garden lettuce), 2327 nucleotides long. Lineage: Eukaryota; Viridiplantae; Streptophyta; Magnoliopsida; Asterales; Asteraceae. The record is from RefSeq and is a predicted model, not a curated record.